This is a messenger RNA of Nematolebias whitei (Rio pearlfish), 4986 nucleotides long. It is a transcript of the gene cep152, whose product is annotated as centrosomal protein 152. NCBI's taxonomy places the organism in Eukaryota, Metazoa, Chordata, Actinopteri, Cyprinodontiformes, Rivulidae. Gene Ontology annotation, cellular component: centrosome. The record is from RefSeq and is a predicted model, not a curated record. Gene Ontology annotation, biological process: centriole replication.
AUGCUUCAUGCAGAAGGUCACUUCAGCAGACUGAUUUGGAUACUGUGGUGGUUAUCUUUUGACUUUGUGACUGGAAACAAGCCGUUUGCUAUGUUUUUGGUGCGGUUUAAGUGGGCUGAAAUGGGUCCUUCGGUUGUGGACACAGUGGAGGAUCUGAGGAAUAUUCAGCGGUCCUUGUGGGAACUGCACAAACUGCUCACAGACCUGCCGGAUGACAUGCUGGAGGACAGCAGAGACUGCUCCUCCCCGGAGCUGGAGUUAUCUCCCUGCAGCAAUAAAAACACGGGCAGCAGCCCACAGUCUAAGUGGACUCAGGAAUGGUCUGAUCACCCUCAGCCAACCGCUCACACACAGACCUACGAAGUGGACUAUGACCAAGGCUAUCCUUAUGAGGAUGAAGCUGCUCAUGUUAAUGGACACCUAAAUCACCCUCAAACCCAGCUUCCCCCUCCCUCCUGGAACCAGGACCACCAGUUUGCACAGGAAGGUUACCCGUGCCCAAGCAUCGGCUCAGACAGAUGUCCAGAGGGCAGUGAUUUCUCCACAGAGUUUGACCCACUGUCAUACCCUGAUCGUGGAGACGGAGACUACAGGAGUGAACAUCCUCAGGAGGACCACACCAACAGAAACCAUUUUCAGAAUUUAAACUCUGGACUCUGUGGUCAAGGUGCAAACCAGCACAAAGUUAACUUUAACCCUCAGCACCCAGUCCAUCAGCCACAGAUGUUCAAGUCUUCUGCUGCUCAGCGUGAAGAGCAGUUUGACCACCUGCAAAGAGAGUUCCUCGAUUCGACCCAGCGAACUGCUGACAGGGAGCGAGUCGCCCAGCUGCAGAUUUUAAAUAAAGCUCAAAAGAGACAAAUUGAAGAUUUGGAGCAAAAACUGGAGGACUCACGACGUAACAUGAGAUACAUCGAGCAUCAGUUUGCAAUCGUCAAAGAUGAGAAGGCUGGCCUUACAGUGAGUUUCAAGGAGUCUAGUCGACUGAUUAAUGAGGCGAAGGAAAGAGAGUCUCAAAUACAAAACAAGCUUAAAGCAGCGGAGCAGCAAGUACAACUCCUCAAAGAGAGAGACCAGGAGAACAUGAAGAAACAACGGGUGGCGGACGCUGCAGUGGACAGUAUGAAGCAGCAGAUGCUGGAGCUUUGUCGCUCUGACACGCUGUCCAGAGCACGGGAGCAGCACGAUCGAGACCUCGCCGUCAUAAAGGAGCAGCACGAUGCCGCACUGUUGACCUUACAGCAGAAGCUCGAUUCAACCGCUCAGGCUUUAAGUGAGCAGACUCAUGCUGGUCAGAAGUUACGAGAGCAAGUGAAGCUGUUGGAAAAUCGUAGAGAAGAAGAGCAGCUGGAGAGAGGCAAAGUAAUCAACUCCCUCAGCCAGCGUCUGGAGGAGAGUCAGCGUCAGUGUGCCAAGCUGCUGCAGACAAAUUCUGUGCAAGAGAUGAGCCAAAUGCAGAUCAAACUACAACAAGCUCAGUCAGCCAAGGCACUAAGUGAAAACACGAACAAAGUUUUACAGGAGGAUUUAGCCGAUCUGAAGGAGCAGAUUACUCUGUACGAGUCUGCUGUGAAACAUGGCGUUGUUUCUCUAGACCUUAGCAGUGAGUCAGAGAACCAUCUGUCUGAGUCCUGUGUGGGUCUGGGGUUGAGGAAAGCUACUGGGAAAAAUGGCACAUUUCACAGCACCGCUCUGGCUCACCUGCUGGACUCGAAGCUGCCCAAAGACGAGGCUUUGGGGCUCCUGCAGGUGGAGAUGCAGCGCUGCCUCGGAUGUUUGAAGGGGAAACGACAGCGGAUCAGUCGGCUGCAGGAGGAGCUCCAGCUCUGUCAGGCUCGAGUGAGCGAGCUGCAGACUCAGUUAGAUGAAGCAAAGCUCAACUCUUCAGUCAAAGCAGCGAGCCAGAUGAACCCUCCAGACAUGACUGGAGCCUCUCAGAAAGAACUGAUGAGCCUGCAGGAAGACAAGCAGCACUUGCUGGAACAAGUGGAGUUGCUGGAAAAUAAGAACAAGGAGCUGCAACAGACUGAGGAGAAACUGAAGUCCACCAACUCUGAGCUGUGCACCAAGAUGAGGGAAAUGAUCCGAGAGCUGGACCAAGAAAAACAGGAAGCUGCAGAACGAACUGACCGGGUUCAUCGGCAGUACAGGGAUGACGUGGUGAACCGGGUCCGAACAGAACUCAUGCAGGAUCACAGUGCUCAGGUUGAGCAGCUGACUGCACAGCAUCAGCAGCAGAUUCAACAAUUACAAAUCCAGCUGUCGGAAGCCAACGACAAGAUGUUGGCUGUGCAGGAAUGUUACAUAUCUGUGUGCAAGGAGAAGAGCUUGCUUGAGGAAAAGAUUCAAAACGGAGAGAAAGACGAGGCUUUGAUAAAAGAGGGAAGUAAUGUAGCUGUAGAAAAGCUGAGAAGUGAACUUGAGGCUCAGCAUCAGGCCUCCAUAACACAACUUAAAGCAGUCUGGUCUAAAGAGAAGGAGUCUGAAAUCCAGCAGCAAGUGGUCUCUCAUGUAGCUUCAGUUGAGGCUAAAUGGAAGAAUGAACUGCAGAAGAGAGAGAAGACUUGGGUCCAGAAGUUGGAGGAGACUCAGAGAGAGAGAAGCAGAGAGGCUGCUGAGGUGACCUGUCAAACAGAUGAGUCUGAGGUCAGCAGUCUGACGGUUUCUGCUGAGGAGCUGGACUCCAGGCUCCGAGCUCAGAAACAGCAGCUGCAGCUGGACGCUGACAAAGUGCAACACAAAGCUGUGGAGGAGGCUAGAAAACAAGUCCAGAGAGAGUUGGAGGAGAAACACCUGGAGGACAUGGCCAAGCAGGUUGAAGGCGCUGUAACUCGAGCCUAUAAUCGUUGGAUUGAGGAUCUGCCUUCAUUACCAGAAUUCCAAGCAGAGAAGGAGAAAUGGAAAAAGCUCCAAGAAGAAAAUACAAACCAAAGAGUGUCCCUGGCCCUGAGGGAGGCAGAGGAGCAGUGGAGCAGAAACCAACAGGAGGACCAGAGUUCUGAAGCCAAGAGGGUGGAGGCGCUCCAACGGGAGAUGGCAGCUGUCAAGAUCCAACUGGAACAAGCAUCCAGAGAGCAGGCUGCCCUGCUGAAAGCUGAGCUGGCUGCAGCUAGAGCGGCUUGGAGCAGAGACAAACAGCAGGAGAUCUCCGUCAUCCAGGUCCGCAGCGAGCAGGCCUACCAAACCAAGCUGCAAGAGCAGCGCAGACAGCUGGAGCAGGCUGUGCAGCAAGCCAGAGAGGACGCUGACCUCCAGAGGAAGGAGCUGCUGCUGCAGAUGGAGGCAAAGCUUCAGCAGACUGUGAGGGCUCGAGAGGAGGAGUGGAAACGCCAGCGUGCUGAAAAAGAGCUGACCCAGAGACGGCAGAUCAGAGAUGAAUUCAUGGCAGAGCUGCAGGCCGCACUGACAGAGGUUCAAACACAACUUCUUGGACAAGGAGCUGAAAACCUCAGCAGAUCCAGUGAAUCCACAUCAGAAGCUUCUAUAACACGCAUCAUCAAAACGUCAUGUGGAGACGUGGUGACCAGAGCUUUGGCUGAGGCCAAGAGGGAGUGGAACAAAGUGAAUGAAGAGAAGCUGAGUCACGUCUUAAAAGAACCACAAGAACAACAUGUGAGAGAUAUCAACAACAUGCAAAGCUCUUUCCCUCACAGGAAGGAUCAUCCUCACUGCAGGAAGGAAUGCUCAGAGACUUUAGGUAAACUGCAGAAGAAGAACCAGGAGCUGCAGAGGCACUUGGAGAAAGCCUGCCGUCAACUUCAGCACAGCAUCCGAGAGCACAAAACCGCCAUGCAGCAUCUUAAAGAUGAACAUGACAGCAGCUUACAGAAGGUGAAGGCCGAACAUCUGCAGCAGCUGGUGGAAGUGAGGAAAGCCAAAGAAUCCUCAGGUACGCCGGAUCAACAAAACGUACAGCAAGGUCUUGAGGAGAUGAGGCAGCAGUACCUGCUGACGGUGGAAAAGAUCAGAGGAGACAUGCUGCGUUACCUUCAGGAGAGUCGGGAGCGCGCUGCGGAGAUGAUCCGCACUGAGGUGCAGAGAGAGAGGCAGGACACUGCCAGAAAGAUGCGGCACUAUUAUCUGACCUGUCUGCAGGAGUUACUGGAGGAUGGGAGCAGGACCACAGGUGCUGAAAAGAAAAUAAUGAAUGCUGCGAGUAAGCUGGCGGCCAUGGCUAAAGUGUUGGAGACGUCCGUCAAAAGUAAUUCUGGAAAGAAUCGGAGUUUACCAAGUACUGCCUCUGCUGCUGCGGUAGGUUUCAGUAAGAGUCCACCACUGCUAACUGAGCUUCCUGAUACCAGGCCAGACGAGAGAUCCCGCAGGGAAAAGCCUUCUGCUGGUUCAGGACAGAAAUCAACUAGACCCACAGUUAGGACUAAACCUGGGAGCCAGCGGGACACUCGUUCAUCUCAGCAGGACUCGGUGGAUAAAGACCAACAGUCCCAAACAUCUCACACACACCUCCCCUCCUCCAUCGCUCCUCAGUCCCAUGUGGAUUUUGUUAGUCUGUGUGUGAGGGGUAACGGCUUGGAGUGGAACCUGCAGGGAGGGAACUCCAAUAAAGCCGACACUCGCCUGGAGUCAGGGCGACAGAAGCCUCCUCUCAUCCAGGAGACGCCGGUUCGAGAGGGGAAACAGACCGACUGGAGCGCGACCAGCUGUGACUCGGACGCAGCGCCCAGACUCUCGUACCUUGGGAGGAAAGUUGAACCAGUCAGGCCUUUUUCUGUGUCUGCAGGGUCGGCCGGCAAAGCGGGGGAGUUUGGCGGUCUCACUCCUGAUGUUUCUGACCUAACAGUUUACAACCAUGUUCCAGAGAAGACAAGUGAAAACAGUCAUCACACGAGGAAGAGUUCGGACAGAGAGCCCAUCCCUGGUUCUGAAUGUGAGCGCGAGCUGGGGCUCUGUUCCAGGCCUCAGUUCUCCGAGCUGAGACAGCGGCAGCAGGACAGCGGCUUCGACAGCCCCUUCUACCAGCAGAAGUGA